CUUGUUCCUUCUGUGACACUAUCUGAACCCACAGAUACUUGAUCUUUUUAUCUUUCUCUUUCAUUCUUAUUUUCACCCUACUUAUGGAAACUUCAAUUACACUUUGACCUUGUCACUCCCUUUCUUGGCAGUCCAUAUAUACUCACCCCCACAAGGCAAUUUCCACUCUCCUCUCAACUUCGUUGCAUAAAUGGCCGGAGUCAUAUAUCAUCUACAAAACAUCAAUUAAUGGCUGAAUUUGGCGUUGAACCAUCCUCAUUCUCUUCCAAUUACACAAACAACAUGGUGUUGGACUCGUCCAACAAGUCAAAAACAGAGGAACCAGAAGAGAAACGUAGGAUAAAGCGAACAAGAGAUCAGUACUUCAACAGUACUGAAAACAGAGCAUACCCAGUUUACAGAGGAGUUCGAAUGCGAAGUUGGGGAAAAUGGGUGUCUGAAAUUCGGCAACCUCGUAAGAAAUCUCGUAUUUGGCUCGGUACUUAUCCUACUCCAGAAAUGGCUGCUAGAGCACAUGAUGUCGCCGCGCUUAGUAUCAAAGGAGAAUCAGCAAUUCUUAACUUCCCUCAACUCGUUGAGUCACUUCCUCGUCCAGCUUCAGUUUCACCUACAGAUGUUCAAGCUGCUGCUGCAAAAGCCGCUGCUAUGGAAAACGUCCUAAACUCUGCUUCUUCUUCUUCAUCUUCUUCGUCUUCGGCUUUGACUUCAGUCAGUACGUCGAUGGAGACUACAGCAGCAUCAGAAGAACUGCUAGGCCAGAUCAUAGAGUUGCCGAGUUUGGAGGGGACUUUUGACUCGGACGAGUUGAAGUUGAGUGACUCCGCUGAUGGGUGGGUAUAUCCGCCAUUGCCGUGGGGGGCAUUCGACGGCGAAUUUUGUGGGUAUUCAUUUGAGCAGACUGCCAUUGGAGAGAGUUUAAUAUCUACCACAGACUGGAGAUGCUGAAUCUUGAUAGUGUUGAUCAAAGCGCUAGCAGUGUGGCCAUUGUAGCUUUAUUUUACUAUUUUCAUUUAUUUUUUGCUGUGAGUAAAAAAAAGAGUUUCUUUUCCUUUGGAUGAUAUGAUAUGCUUUGUUCAUAAUCAUAAUUCUUCUUCUUACACGUUUGUGA
Molecule: messenger RNA, 1108 nt
Organism: Nicotiana tabacum (common tobacco)
Lineage: Eukaryota; Viridiplantae; Streptophyta; Magnoliopsida; Solanales; Solanaceae
Product: ethylene-responsive transcription factor TINY
Biological process (GO): regulation of DNA-templated transcription
Molecular function (GO): DNA binding; DNA-binding transcription factor activity
Source: RefSeq, a predicted model, not a curated record